Messenger RNA from Pecten maximus, 1270 nucleotides. RefSeq lists its product as uncharacterized. Gene Ontology annotation, molecular function: peptidase inhibitor activity. The coding region runs from base 395 to 1144 and encodes 249 amino acids. Gene Ontology annotation, biological process: regulation of cell growth. Lineage: Eukaryota; Metazoa; Mollusca; Bivalvia; Pectinida; Pectinidae. The transcript is spliced from 8 exons. Gene Ontology annotation, cellular component: extracellular region. The record is from RefSeq and is a predicted model, not a curated record.
AAGGGGGAGAAGAGCCAUCGUAGUGAGGGAAGUACAAUAUUGCUGCACGCUCUCGUCGCUGCAGGAGUCCUUCCAACGCCUGGUGCGGUGUAUCUACCUAUGUUAGACCUAUACCGACCCACAGACUCCGCGAGUGUCAUUUUGGUGAUUACUACAGGAAAUUCAGACAUAGUACACAUACUUGGACAUUACGUCUUAUCAUGAGUGACCCCAAAUAUUUUCCCCGUUACAAUGUGAUGGGUGGUUUGGGUACGGUCCGGUGACGGAAGCCGGAAAACUCUGUAGAUAAUUACUCCGGGCAGAUCAUGCUUGUUGGGCUGCCAACAAAAAUCAUGCGCUACUUCAUUUUCUCUCAAAACCAUUUAACUCAGUUUACUGUUGAAUCUCUAUAACAAUGGAGCUACGUAGGAAUUGUUCGUGGGAUAUUUUUGUUUUGACAAUCAUCGUCUCUUUUAAUUACUUAACAUCAAAGAGUUUGACUGAAGUGGAUGUACCGAGUGUUGACGACAAAUGGCUGUCUGACCAAUCUAAUUAUUACUUUGACUACAUGGGCGAUGCUCCGGACAGUGUAAUCAAUAACGAUAACGAUUUGUGUCCGCCGGUACCGGAAGUUAUACCGACUCAUGCCUGUAAAGUGAAAUCAAAAUGUGAAACAGAUUUAGACUGCAGGAAAAAGAAUGGGCGAUGUUGUUUCAAUGGAUGCGUGCGCACAUGUAGGAGGCAGCAGGACCCCCCAGCUGUAAUUGAUUGGAUUAAAGAACCUAGACGCAGACUUAGCUCAGGAAUUUCGUGGCUGUUGAGUGGUCCAGAUUUAGCGCAAGAAUUGGAACCAUGCAGUACGACGCCAUACAGUGAAGAGGAGGAUCCGCUACUCUGUCCCCAUGGUUAUGUAUGUCACGUGGAGGAUCCUGGGGACCCAGAGAUAGACCUUCCCAAUAGGGGUCACUGUAUCCCAGAAUCUGAUGAUAAGUUCGCAAGACUCGGCGUGGGCUACGUUUCCAGGCGUAUGAAGGAUAACUCGUGUUGGAUGGAUAAGUAUGUUCUAUUGGAUGGGGCCAGUAUGGUGUUUAAAGGAAAGACAUGCAUAUGCAAACGAGGAUUUCUAACAUGUUUCCAAAAAAAUGGAGGAUCUUCAUCUUCCUGAGCUGAACCUUAAUCUACGAUUUUCUGUGCUGAAUUUUAACAUUUGUAUUACGUUGAUGAUAAUCGGUAUGGUUCUUUUUAUAAAUAUGUCGUAUGUAUUUUAUGAAAUAAACAUGGAAUAUUAAAA